AGCUGCCCCACGGAGCUUCCAACCUCUCGCCUCUCGACCACCAUCUUCCACAUACGUCCAACUCGGCUGGGCUAGACCUGCAUCGCGAAACCGGUCGCCGACCAUCAGCUCCUCCUUCGCGAAUCGUCGAUAACUUCUGCGCGUUGUCUGGCUCCCGGAAGCCCAGCGCCAUGACCGACCCCUGACACGAAACUUGAGUGAUCAGCUGCAGCGUCACUGCGAUCCCGUCGCCCCAAGCUUAUUCUCUCGGCGGCUGCGGCUGCCAGCACAGGACCAUGUGGCUCGACCGUCUGGCCGGCGCUCCUGGGAGCACAUCUGGCCAGUCCACACCACAGCCUGGCAGCAGGCCGUAUUCGCCUCUGCCCCGCAGGACCUCGAGCACGUUGAGCCCGUACGUCACAUCUCAGCGCCCCGGUCACUCGCCCCGGAGCUCCUCGCUGUCCCUGGUCUCUAACGACUCCUCUACGUCGUUGCUCGCCUCCGCGCGCCGCCCGAAUGGUUCGGGUUUGCGCCAGUCCUCGACCAUCUCCGAACUCCCCGACCCGCUGGAGACUCUUGAGAAGCUCCUCAGACCUCCGGAAAGCCGCACGACGCCUGCCGAAGCGCAUACGAGAGCGAUCACGGUGGAUGAUGUCGGCUUGUCGGUCAAUUUCGGCGGCUUGACCCUCAAGGAGCUCGUCGAGUCAGCAGUCGAUGACGACGUGGCCGUGAGCGGCCGGAGCCCGCAAACCAUAUCAGAGUACCAGAAAGACAAGUUAAAAUUCGAAGACUUACACAGAUCCAUCGCCGCGUGCGAUGAUGUGCUCAGCUCCGUUGAGACGAAUCUGGAGAGCUUUCGCAACGACCUCGCAAGCGUGUCGGCCGACAUCGAGUCUCUGCAGGCGCGGUCAGCCGCUCUCAAUCGCCGUCUGGAAAAUCGCAAGGUCGUGGAGAAAGCAUUGGGUCCGUUGGUAGAGGAGCUUAGCGUUUCCCCGGACACCAUCACUAAGAUAUCUAGCGGCCAUAUCGACGAGUCGUGGACCAAGAUGCUCUCCGAGGUGGAUAGAAGAGCUGUGGCGCAAAAGAAGAAGAGCGCGUCCGGAGUUCCACAGAACAAGGCGUCUGAAGAACUCGGGCCGCUCCUGGACAAGCUCAUUCUCAAGGCCAUUGAACGUAUCCGCGAUUUCCUGGUGGCCCAGGUCAAGGCACUACGAUCCCCCCACAUCAACGCGCAGAUAAUCCAGCAGCAAAACUUCCUCAAGUUCAAGGACCUCUUCACAUUCUUGCAUAGGCACCACGAGACGUUGGCCGAGGAAAUCUCACUGGCAUAUAUGAACACCAUGCGAUGGUAUUAUAUGAACCAAUUUGGCCGCUACGAGAAGGCGCUGGGCAGAUUGAGGCUCCAUGUGCUGGACAAGAACGACGUCCUGGGCCACGAGGACACGACCCGCAUGGUGGCCGUCUUGUCGAGUUCGCGCGUUGGUGGCCCACCACACGACGCCUUCAACCUCGGCCGAAGGAUAGACUUGCUCAAAAGCAACAGUCAGUCGGCUCUAUCUUCGUAUCUGGCAGAGGAAGACCAGGCAACGCACUAUCUCGAGGUGCCUUUCCGAAACUUUAACCUGGCGCUCAUCGACAACGCCACCGCCGAGUACACCUUCUUGGCAACUUUCUUCUCGCCAGCACUGUCAAUGUCGCAAAUAUCUAGGAACUUCAACUACAUCUUCGAGCCCACCUUUGAGCUUGGCCAGGCGCUGACAAAGACUCUUGUCGGGGAGACGCUGGACGCCCUGGGCGUCCUGCUCUGCAUCCGGCUCAACCAGCACCUGGCGUUCGAGCUGCAGCGGCGCACGGUGCCCGCCGUGGACGGCUACGUCAACGGCACCAACAUGCUCCUCUGGCCGCGGCUACAGGUCAUCGUGGACAGGCACUGUGAGUCGGUGCGUCAGCUGACGAGCUCGCUGCCCUCGAAACCGGCCCGCUCGACGGGGGACACGGCCAAGAUGACGGCCGCACCUCACGUGGUGACGCAGCGCUUCGGCCAGCUGUUGCACGGGUUCCUCGCCCUCAGCGCCGAGGCCGGCGACGACGAGCCCGUGGUGGCGAGCCUGCGGCGGCUUCGGACCGAGGUCGAGGCAUUCCUCAACAGGCAGAGCCUGGCGUACGGCGCCGACAAGCGCAAGAGUGAGCGCUUUCUCUACAACAACUACUCCCUCAUUCUCACCAUCAUUGGUGACACUGAAGGCAAGCUGGCACGGGAACAGCAGCAACAUUUUGAACAGCUCAAAGCGGCGCAUCAAGAGCAGUCAUGAAUAGGAGGCACGUCCUUCACGACACGUACGCAUAUCGUCACGUUACGCUGCAAUGACAGGAGUUGUGUAUUGGGCCAUUUAGUGUAACAUUACUUUGACGUCCCAUCCUGGCCUCUAUGCGCGAUCGAGCCAUGGCGGAAACAAAAUCUAUAGAAUUGCCUGCCCACCCACCAGGCUC
This is a messenger RNA of Purpureocillium takamizusanense, 2469 nucleotides long. RefSeq names its product Vacuolar protein sorting-associated protein 52 (gene VPS52). The transcript is spliced from 3 exons. The record is from RefSeq and is a predicted model, not a curated record. Lineage: Eukaryota; Fungi; Ascomycota; Sordariomycetes; Hypocreales; Ophiocordycipitaceae. Gene Ontology annotation, biological process: endocytic recycling; Golgi to vacuole transport; retrograde transport, endosome to Golgi. Gene Ontology annotation, cellular component: GARP complex. The coding region runs from base 276 to 2291 and encodes 671 amino acids. Gene Ontology annotation, molecular function: syntaxin binding.